AUGUUCGCCGCCCGGACCUGUGCUGCCUCGUCGCGGCAGCUGCUGCGCACCCAGGUUCCUCGCCGAUUCGGCUCCUCUCACGCCCACGCCGAGCCUGUGAACGAAAGCUUGGGCCGCAGCUUCUACAUCACCGUCGGCAGCUUCGCCUCCGCAUACCUCCUGUACCGCUUCACCACGGCCCAGAAGGAGUCCGGCUCCGAUUCGUUUAUCUCCGACCUCAUUGCCAAGUGGACCCCCUCGCAAGAGACCUUUGAGCAGCGUAACGCUAUUCGCACCGCUAUUCUGGAGAAGGCCGCUGAGGACCGCCACUUGCUCCAGAGUGAAGGACCUCGCGAGUUCGUUCCCAUGAGACAGAACGAUAUGAUGAACUCUAUCCCUAUCAUCAACGUUGCUCCCGGCUCCCAGGCCGACCUGAGCAAGGUCGUUGCCUACUACGAGCGCGAGAACAAGGCGGCUGAGGAGGCCCGGGUCGCUCGGAUGAAGGAUGGCGAGGUCGACUAUCUCUACAAAUAA
Messenger RNA from Penicillium argentinense, 513 nucleotides. Its product is annotated as putative NADH-ubiquinone oxidoreductase 178 kDa subunit. NCBI's taxonomy places the organism in Eukaryota, Fungi, Ascomycota, Eurotiomycetes, Eurotiales, Aspergillaceae. The transcript has 3 exons. Gene Ontology annotation, cellular component: mitochondrion. The record is from RefSeq and is a predicted model, not a curated record. Bases 1 to 513 code for a protein of 170 amino acids.